ACAACCAUUACAAUUGUGUGACUAUCAUUUAAAGAAUAAAGCAAACACAUGAUCCAAAGAAGAUAGAUAGGGAGACAAAAAAAAAUCAAGGCAAAAAAUGGGUUUCUCUCCAUCUUCUUCAUGGUUUCUUCAUCCUCAGCUUCAUCAUGUUGUUUCCAAGAUGUCUUACUUUGAUGCUUUUUUAUUCUAUAUUGUGCACUUAGUGGACAAGCUAGGAUUGUGGCAUAGAUUUCCAGUGUUAUUAGGAGUGGCUUACUUGGGGUUACGAAGACAUCUACAUCAACGUUACAAUCUGGUACAUGUUGGUCCGAUCAACGGUCAGGGUUACGACAACGAUGAGUUCUGUUAUCGUACGGCUGACGGCAAGUGUAAUCAUCCCUCCGACGACUCCAUCGGCAGUCAAGGCAGCUUCAUCGGCCGGAAUAUGCCUCCCUCUACUUCUCAGUACGGCAUUUUGGAUCCACAUCCAAGUGUAGUGGCGACAAAGUUGUUAGCUAGAAAAAGAUUCAUAGACAAUGGGGACCAAUUCAACGUGAUAGCUUGUUCUUGGAUCCAGUUCAUGAUCCAUGAUUGGGUUGAUCACUUAGAAGACACCCACCAGAUUGAGCUUGAAGCUCCAGAAGAAGUAGCAAGUGGAUGUCCAUUGAAGUCAUUCAAGUUCCUCAGAACGAAGAAAGUUCCCACCGGUGAUCACCACAAAUCUGGCGCUGUCAACACUAGAACCCCUUGGUGGGAUGGGAGUGUAAUAUAUGGGAAUGACGAAGCCGGAAUGAGAAGAGUUAGGGUUUUCAAGGACGGAAAGCUAAAAAUCUCUGGGGAUGGCUUGUUGGAGAGGGACGAAAGAGGUGUUCCGAUCUCCGGUGACAUAAGAAACAGCUGGUCAGGUUUCUCUCUGUUGCAAGCUCUCUUUGUCAAAGAACACAACUCCGUCUGUGAUAUGCUCAAAGAACGGUAUCCAGAUUUUGAUGAUGAGAAACUCUACCGGACUGCUAGACUGGUGACUGCAGCAGUUAUCGCAAAGGUUCAUACGAUCGAUUGGACAAUAGAACUCUUGAAAACAGACACACUCACUGCUGGAAUGAGGAUCAACUGGUAUGGGUUUUUAGGGAAGAAAGUGAAGGACAUGGUUGGAGCAAGAUUUGGUCCUAUAUUUAGCGGAUUAGUUGGUCUGCAGAAACCGAAAGAUCAUGGAGUUCCUUAUUCCCUUACUGAAGAGUUCGUUAGUGUUUACAGGAUGCAUUGUCUUCUACCAGAGACACUUAUCCUCCGAGAUAUGAAAUCUGAGAAUGUAGACAAAGCCAACCCUGCAAUAGAACGAGAGAUACCGAUGACGGAACUGAUUGGGAAAGAAGCAGGAAUAAAGGGUUCGAAAAUUGGGUUUGAGCAGUUGCUUGUUUCAAUGGGACACCAAUCUUGUGGGGCAUUGACAUUGUGGAAUUACCCUAAUUGGAUGAGGAACCUUGUGGCUCAAGAUAUCGACGGAGAAGAUAGACCUCACCUUAUAGAUAUGGCUGCCUUGGAGAUUUAUAGAGAUCGGGAGAGAGGAGUUCCUCGGUACAACGAAUUCAGAAAGAAUCUGUUGAUGAGUCCGAUCAGCAAAUGGGAAGAGUUGACAGAUGAUGAAGAAGCUAUCAAGGUUUUAAGAGAAGUGUACGAAGACGAUACAGAGAAGCUUGACCUUAACGUGGGACUGCACGCAGAGAAGAAGAUCAAAGGAUUCGCCAUUAGCGAAACUGCUUUCUUCAUCUUUCUCCUCGUCGCCUCCAGGAGGCUAGAAGCAGAUAGGUUUUUCACGACGAACUUCAACGAGAAGACGUAUACUAAAGAAGGAUUAGAGCGGGUCAAUACUACAGAGACUUUAAAAGAUGUAAUAGACAGACACUUCCCGAGCUUAACCGAUCAAUGGAUGCGAUGUUCUAGCGCCUUCUCUGUCUGGGGCUCGGAUCCUAACCCAAACACUUGGGUUCCUUUGUACCUCCGAUCCGCUCCAUAGGCCAUAGGCCAUAGCCGUCGGAUACUAUGUGGCACAUGUUCAUUAGUGUCACCGUGGUUCCCUGGUAUAUUUUUGGGGGCACUGAGAUGGUGUAAAAUCGUACAUAUGAAUAAUCAUAUUAGUAGAAGAGGUUUAGACAUUAGUGUCUUUGGUUAAAUAAAUGAUUACCCCAAUU
Molecule: messenger RNA, 2168 nt
Organism: Arabidopsis arenosa
Lineage: Eukaryota; Viridiplantae; Streptophyta; Magnoliopsida; Brassicales; Brassicaceae
Source: the annotation of a GenBank genome assembly